Messenger RNA from Odobenus rosmarus divergens (Pacific walrus), 606 nucleotides. It is a transcript of the gene LY6E, whose product is annotated as lymphocyte antigen 6E-like. The record is from RefSeq and is a predicted model, not a curated record. The transcript is spliced from 4 exons. Bases 159 to 551 code for a protein of 130 amino acids. Lineage: Eukaryota; Metazoa; Chordata; Mammalia; Carnivora; Odobenidae. Gene Ontology annotation, molecular function: acetylcholine receptor inhibitor activity.
CCCCGCCCGCCGCGGCUGCCGGCUGCCGGGAGUCCCGGGCUGUCGUGCGCUUGGGCUCCAGACUUGGGUAGCUCAGCGAGGCCGUGGACCUGCGUCUGCCCCGCGACCAGUAUCUUUGGCUUUGUGAGGCCCCAGACCGGACACCGGUCUCUUCCAGAAUGAAGGUCUUCCUGCCCAUGCUGCUGGCUGCCCUGCUGGGUGUGGAACAAGCCCAUUCCCUGGUGUGCUUCUCGUGCACGAACCAGAACAGUAACUUCUACUGCCUGAAGCCGACUGUAUGCGCGGACUCGGACAGCUACUGCGUCACAGUGUCCGCCUCUGCCGGCCUCGGGAACCUGGUGGACUUCGGCCACACCCUGAACAAGGGCUGCUCCCCGAUCUGCCCCAGCCCCAGCAUCAACCUGGGCGUGGCGUCCGUCGGCACCUAUUGCUGCCAGAGCUUCCUAUGCAACCUCAGCACGGCCGGCCGGGGGCUGCAAGCCAGCACCACAGUGCUGGGCCUCGGGCUCCUGCUCAGCCUGCUGUCCGCCCUGCAGCGGCUCGGGCCCUGACCGCUGGGGCCCAGCAGCUGGCCCAGGCUCCCCCAGCUCAGGAAGGAAGGCCCGC